Sorghum bicolor (sorghum) is the source of this 1095-nucleotide messenger RNA. Its product is annotated as putative pectate lyase 21. NCBI's taxonomy places the organism in Eukaryota, Viridiplantae, Streptophyta, Magnoliopsida, Poales, Poaceae. The transcript has 4 exons. The record is from RefSeq and is a predicted model, not a curated record. Gene Ontology annotation, molecular function: pectate lyase activity. Bases 1 to 1095 code for a protein of 364 amino acids.
AUGGCUCCUCCUCCAUCCGACGGACAGCUUGGGAGCGAGCCGACGAUGGAAGAUACCAAGUCUCUUCUCCCGUACCGCACCGUGGACUCCUCGCUGCGCGCUCUGGCCGGGCAGGCCGAGGGCUUCGGCCGGCACGCCAUCGGCGGCCUCCACGGCGACGUCUACCACGUCACGAACCUGGACGAUGACGGCCCCGGUUCCCUCCGAGAGGGAUGCCGACGGCGCGAGCCGCUAUGGAUCGUCUUCGACCUGUCCGGGACCAUCAACCUCUCCUCGGGCGUGCGCGUGUCGUCCUACAAGACCAUCGACGGGCGCGGGCAGCGCGUGAAGGUGUCCGGCUGGGGCCUGCAGCUGAGCGAGUGCGAGCACGUGAUCGUGUGCGCGCUGGAGGUGGAGGGCGGGCGCGGGCACGACGCGGACGCGGUGCAGAUCAAGCCCCGGUCCAGGCACGUCUGGGUGGACCGCUGCACGCUGCGGGACUUCGACGACGGCCUCGUGGACGUGACCGGCGGCAGCACGGACGUGACCAUCUCCCGCUGCCACCUCGCGUCGCACGACAAGGCCGUGCUCAUCGGCGCCAGCAGCGCCCACGUCGAGGACCGCGGCAUCCGGGUCACCAUCCACCACUGCUUCUUCGACAGCACCAGGCAGAGGCACCCGCGCGUCAGGUUCGGCAGGGUGCACCUCUACAACAACUUCACCAGGGACUGGGGCAUCUACGCUGUCUGUGCCAGCGUUGAAGCACAGAUUAUCUCCCAGUGCAACAUUUACGAGGCAGGAAAGAAGAGCGAGGUCUUCAGGUACAAGGAAGAGCAGGCAGCAGACAAGGAACAAAGCGCAAGGGGGUACAUCAGGUCCGAAGGCGACCUGUUCCUGAAUGAUGCAAAGCAGCACGCUGCUGCUGCUUCAGAAUCAGACGCUGCAAGAGAUGAGCCAUGGGACUUCAAGGUCCAGGACUCCUACGAAUCUUGUUCGGUCCAGCCCGCGUCAGCGGCGCUCAAGGUGCUCCUGCAGAGCUACGCCGGUUGGCAGCCGGUUCCGCUCCCGGCAGACGUUUCUCUUACAGAAGUUGACCCUGCUGAUGAUACCGCCUGA